GCGGAAAGUUUGAGAUGUCCAUGAAAACAAUCUUCUGGUGUCCUAUUUUAUAUUAUUGGUUUGCUGCUGUAAAUUUCCACUUUCACCGCAAUUAUAAGAAUACACAAUGGCAGGGGCCAGACAAAACCUGUUUAAAUGGAACCGACAAACAAAUCCCAAGACGGUGAGCUCAUAGCAGAGAAUUGACACUUCGUACAUUUCUGAUUUCAACGAAUGCUAACUUUUAGACUCCAUAUUUCCAACAGUACUCCGGACGAAGUGAGGUUCAGGAUUGGAUCAAGGUAAAAGUUUAAAUCGCUGAAUUUUCAUUGCUUUUCGUUAGCAAACUUCAGUAACUGCUGAGGAUAAUAGUAGUAAGUUUAUGUGUAUUGUCACAGCACAACAUUGACAAUUUUAUAAAUCCAUACGUGAGUUAUUGAAGAAUUGCAGAGGAUCUUGUGUCCUUUAUAUUUAUACAAAAAUCCCUUACUGAUACUCUAGAGAGUAGAGAGAGAAUCAACUCAAGCUGCCAGAGAAGUUUUUGGAAACAAUUAUCAAAGUGUUCUAGAACAAGUCCAUGUUGACGAUGAUGCAUUGGUGGAAGGUAAGAGAAACAGUAUUUUUAAUAUUUAUUUUCUUAAAUAUCUCAGUUGGCCAGAAUCUUAUAAAUAUCCUUGAGUAUCCCUUAGAGCUCACUCAUCUUAAAAUGUGUAGCAGUGUGCACCACCUUAGUGCUUUCUUAUUGUUGUUGUUUUCAUUGCUCUGUGUUUCCAAACGUUUGAAGUAAGAAUUUAUUGAGAAAUAAAAUUGUUGUUGUGGAAAAAAAUAAUUUCAUAACAUUGCAUCAUGGAACUGUUACUCAAAGUGGGUUUAUUUAUUUCCCCCAUUGCUUUCAGCACAAGAUUUAUUGGAUUCCUGGCUUCAUGAAAAGAAACAUCAAGAUGAUCAAUUUAAUUUAGAAGUGCAAUUUAAGCAUGAAAAGUGGGCACAGCAAGGCAAACCCUUGGAACAAGUCACAAGAAACUCUGUUACUGAUGAUGAUUACAGUGAUUAUAGGGAUAUGCCUGACCUGUUCUUACAGUCACAUGACCGGUCAACACUGAACAGUUAUCAUAGCAACCAGGUUCCUAAUGCUAUGGGUAAGAUAUAUUCUUCACGAGAAAAUUUGUAUACUUAGGUAAUAACAUGAUUUGGAGGGAGGUUUAGUGUUAAUAAGCCUGUAAUGCAAGUGCAGUUUGUAGUCUAUGAAAAAUUUACAUGUGCUUAUGACACCAAGUUGUGAGACCAUGUUGUUACUUGUUAAUAACUUACAUGAAAAAAAAGCAUCACAGAAAGUCAAGACAGACAAGAUUUUGAAAGCGUGUGCGCCCUAUUUGUAAUUUACCCAUGUAUUAUAACCAUGCACCCUUGUUACGACUUUGCUCUCUUGCACACUUGUUAGAUGAGAAUGCACUUGUUUUCAGCCCAUCUAGAAGUGCCCAAUUUUUUCAUGCACAUUAUUAAUGGUAUUAAAGUGAAUACACAUGUAUUAAUAAAGAUUACUGUCACUGGAAAAUAAUGAAUUUUUUCAGGUUGUAGACUUCAGUUGUCAUGUUUAUAUUGCUUUUAGGUGCAGAAUAUGAUGAAGACCUUAAUGAUGAAAUAUCAGUUCAGCAUAUACUGAGGGACAUGUUAGACAAGAACAUUGUUGAAAAAGAGAUCUUGAAUGACUUAGGAUUUGAUGGCAGUAAAAAGAAAAAGACCCAAGGCCUAAGAUGGAGCUGCGACAUAAACAGGUACAGUGGGCCUCAUAUGAAUCAGUCACAAAUUUAUAGAAGUUGUUACAUGUAUCUUUAACCCAUGAUAUUCUUUUAGUACCGGUAAUCACCAAUGUACUACUAUCGUUGUUUUAAGCUGGUUGUGUAAUAGAGAAGGAAGUUAAACCUAAUUCUAAUGAUAUUGUUUUAAUAAUAAUCAAUGUACAACCAUUAUUGGUUUAAAUAUCAUGAUAGAAAGUUAAAAUUUUUCUGCAAUGAAGAAGGAAAUUAAAGUUAAUUCUGAUGAUAUUCUUUUAAUAAUCAUAAACCUUUACACUUAAUAUCAUUAUGCAUAUUCUCCAUACUGUUCUCCAUAUAUUUCUUAAGAUGCUAACAAGGAGAAUUUGUUGAACAAUCAAGAGCUUCUUAAGUUGGUGAUCAUUUCCUUUAUUCUUAUGACCUUAAUGUAUGAUUCAGAGUUGAUAUUGUAGGGAGAAAUUAGAGGCUGGUCACUCCUAGGGGAUUAAAGAGUUAAAUAUGAUAGAAAAUUGAGCUGGCUCUACAAUAAAGAAGGAAUUUAGAGUUAAAUCCUAUGCUAGUGAAAAUGUUUCACAAUUUUCUUUAUGGAACACAAAACACAAAAGCAACCAAAAAUGUCUUUAUAAUGUAGGUCAAGUUACUGUACUAAAAUCCGUGACAAAAUAGUUGAUAUAUAAAACCAGGAUGGUAGAACCCUGGGAUGGCAUACCAAUUUUUCUCCCAUCUCUUCAUCCAGACCCCACUAACAUCCCUCUGAACAUUAUAGCUGUUUUUUUUUUGUUUUUUUUGUUUUUUUUUUUCAAUGGCAAUUGUUGUAACUCCUAAGAAUUUAGGUUAUGUUAUGAUACAACAGAAAGAAAAGUCACAGUCGCUCUUGUUUUGAUGUAUUUCAUCCAGGGCAAAAAUUCAAGACACAGGAGAUACAUGUUUAUUUGUUAAUGAAACCUGUCAAUUAAAAAAGAGCAUUAUGAACAACUCCACUCCUGAGAGCUUAAAUGCAAACAUAAUUCUACCAUUGUAUUAGGUGAAAGAGAAAAGUCAAGCAAGACAGAAGGAUAUAGAAAAGAAACGAAGAGAAAAUGCAGCUCGUAAGCAAGCAGAAGCAGAAGCUCGUCAACAUUUGCUCAGGGAAGAAAGAGAGCAACAAGCAAAACUCAAAAGAGAAGAGGAUCAAAUACAAAAAGAAAUGACCAAGAUCCGCAGAGCUAUGGAAGAGGAGAAGAAGGCUACCAAGGAAAAACUAGACAAGUGAGCUGGUUUGAAGUGCUUUGAUUAAAAUUAUCUGUAACAAUAUCUGUACAACCACAAGCAGACGUUGUUUAAGUGGUGUUAUCUGAUCGCUAUAUUUAUCUGAUACGCUGUCAUCAAGCCAUGGUGAAGGCUUGUUUGUGGCAAUGACCAUUGCCACAAAUUGCAUGUGAUCCUGUUGUGAAUGAUUUUUUAACAGUUUAUGUCAGCAAUUUUUCAUAUUAGCAAUAUCUCAAGGGUCUAUAGAAAACUUUGUUUGAGUAGCCAGUCUUAUGAAAAAUCCCAGCGGUCUAAGGUUAAAAUUUAUUUCAGAUCAGGACAACAAAGUGUUUUACUGCUAAGUCCACAAGUGUGUACCUUUAACCCUUUCACUCCCAGGAUCUUGUUAAUAAUUCUCCUUACUGUCUGCCUUACAAUUCCUGUGAUGUUAGUUUGGAGAAUUUGGUAUUGGAUCAAAUGAUAAUCCCCAUGUCAUAUUUUUCUUUAUUCUGAUCACUUGUCUGCUUGAUGUUGUUGUUAUUGCUUCAUAGCGAGCGGCGCAAAGAGAAGGAAGCGGAGUUGCUGGCUCGGCAAUAUCUCGAGGAAGAGCAGAGGAAGAAGGAAGAACAGCUGAGGAGGGACGCAGAAGAUAAAGAGGAGAUGAGGAGAAUGUUGUUGGAACAGAUGGAGAAGAGGGCAGCAAAAGAGGCCAGCAGCAGUCUUAGGGUAUACUCAAAUUAUUUUACCGAAUGAAAUUGUUGAAAGAUUUUUUUCUUAGAGUCUGUAAUUUUACUUAGUGUUAUUCUAGCUGAAGUUUCCAACGUCUGACAAAGGGCUAACGCUAAUACAUCAGUUUUAUAAACUCUUUACGGUGGCCAAUUUACAUAUCAACUCAGUUGAUCAGUAUCUUUUAAUACCCUCACUGACGCAGCAACGCAUUUUUCUGUAGAAACUUUUCUCCUUUAUCAAAUGUCACCCUGUCUUAUGUUUUUAUUGCUAGACUGCGUGUGGUAACGUCUCGCCUGCGAAGCGUUCUUUUCCGUUUCCUUUUUGCUCAAAGGAAUACGGGUGAGAACAGCAGGAGUCUUGCAAAUGUAUAGAGCAAAUAGGAACAAAAUUGUGCUCUUGCGCGGCUCUCGCGCGGCGCUCUCUCCUUGCACGUUUUUCCCGCGUGGUUUGAAGGAGACGGAAAGGAGUGUAACCUGGCAAUAUAAUUUUUUAGAUAGCACAGACAGCAAGUAAAAUGUGGUCAAUUUGAUCGGAAAGGAUUGUUGUACAGGCUCGCUAUUGACGUACACAGCACAGAGAGGCAGUGAAAUGUGUUCAAUUCGAUUGGAUAAAGCGAAAAGAUUGAUGACAAGGGAUUUACAUGUUUGUAAAGGAGUAGUUUUCGAGCGUUUUAACGUCCAGUUUGACCAUUAUCUCUCCGUUAUACGUGUUUUCCAUUCGUAUUCGAUCUCUGUUUGUCUAAAGGUGAAACUAGUCUCUUUCCUGCAAACCGGUCAAAUUGGUAAACUGCAAUGUAUUAAGGUCUCAGGUAUUUUUAGUUGUCUCUGCGUUAUUUGGUGAAAUUACAUUAUAGUGGUUGAAUAUGCACUAAAUACCAAAUCAGUCUCAUUAUUUUCUCUUUUACUUGAUAUCAGAUUCUCCAGAGACACUUCUCAGCUUGGUAUUCAGUUGUUGCAUCACAGAGGAUCAAACUUGGUAAAGCAAAAGCUAUGUCUGACUGGCGUUGUAAACUAAGAGCUUGGAAUGCAUGGUUGGCCUACGUCAAUCACAUAAGAUCUGAUAAGGAGGCUCAAACCAUCACCAUGGAGAUGAAAGAAAAGCACAGGUACAGUAUAUGUAAUUUGCGUUUGCUUGCCGAUUCUUUCCAAAUAAUCCUUCUCUAAUCUCAAGGACUGGUCGCAAACAGAGAAGCAAUUCAAGUCUAAUGAAUACUCUUCACCUUAUAAAAUUUCUCAGCCAAAAAUUUCUUGAUGUUUCAGAAAGGAGCAAUUGUCUUUGAAAUUCCAUCGUCGUCAUUUGUUGCUGCGCUGCCUUCGGUCGUGGCAACAGUGGGUGAAAAGAGAACAAGAAAGAAGACAGCUUCAAGAAGAACACGAAAAAAAGACACAAAAGAUGGCGGCGUUACUGCAAGCAGCAGCUACUGGCAGAUUGUGGAGUGAGCGGGGGGAAAAUACUAACACGGGGUUAGAACUUCAAGACAUUGAAGAUGAUAAGGAUGUGCAGAGCUCAAGCACUGCGAGAAAACUGGUAAGGCUUGGAGAUUUAAGCGCCGCUGGAAAAUAAGCUGUGUUUUGCGAAGCAGGGAGGUUGUUUUUAGUAAAAUUUCUUCGCUAAACCACAACCACGAAGCACGAUUCGUUCUAAGCCGAAACUUCACGCCUAAACCGGUAAUGCAGGUUGAUAUGGUAAGAACGUCAGUGACACACUCGACUGGUCCCCUGUGCCACGUUUUCGUUCUUACCACAUUUUGACGUCAUCUGUGAUCUAUUGCUAAACAGACGCACAGCAACUUUGAAUCUAUUUGUUAAAUGAACGACUCGAGGAAUGGUGCAUUAAAAAUGGGGUUAUUAAAAUUAUGAUUGUUGUUUGUACUUCUUAGGACGAAAUUUUCUCACAACCUGCAAGGACGGUAAACCAUAAACAUUCCUUGACAAAUGUAAAAGAUCCAGAGGAGGAUUCCUCAAGAAGGACUAAAGUUAGUGACAAACCACCAAUAAUUAAACCAGCUUGGAGCGAGCAACAGAGAAAGGAGCAAUCCAAGAAAGAAUUCCAGACAGGCAGAGAGGCUAGGAGUAAAUCCAAUCGACAACGCAGUUACAGUGAAGUGGAAAACAUUGAAACACUUUAUUCUACAACCAAAAAUAGAGAAAAAGCGAAAAGUGAAGACAAGAAAACUAACCCAGGUUUUUCAAAGAGUAAAUCUGAUGAAAGACUUGAUUCACAAGAGGCGGAAUCUAGAGAACAUGUUUUAACUGGGCGAUCAGCCAGUAGUGCUUCGUUGGACAAUGGCAGACCCUCUAUACCUAGUAAGUACACUUCACGAGAAGCCGUUGUCAAAUCACAGAAGCCAACCACAAAACCGUUACAUCUGGGUAAGUUAUACAGUAAAUCUCGUGGACGUGAGUCAUAUUUUGCAUCAUAUUAUGGCAACAUGAACUUUUCUGGCAACCGAUGACUGAUUAUUCUGCCCUAGUUUCGCUUCUAGCCGGGAGCGAAGAAACCAGCGUGAAAAGCUUUCUCCACUCGUUUGGUAUGUUCUUGUCGACAAAAUUCACCUCAACCACGGCUCAUUUGCAAUAACAAUUUCAAACACUUCCUCCCCAGUAAAAAGAAUUCUCGUUUAUUUCUUUAUUUUCUCAUCUUUUCAAUCCUAAAUUCUUUCCUUAUUAUUAUUGCUAUGUAAAAGUCAUAUUUUGAUGGUAGUGCAUCAAAAAAAUAUUAUCAUGUUGAUUGUGAUUAUCUCGACAAGUUUGGAUAAUGAUUUUGCAACAAGAUUCUAUCUAGGCAACGACCAAUACUAACUUAACUUGGCUUCCUUUCAAGCCAUGGAGGAACGUGCUCAGAAACGCCAGGAGCGAAAGAAAGCUUUGGACGAAAAAAAGAGAAAGGCGGAAGAGGAGAGACUGGUACGUGAACACUUUGAAAAACUCUGAAUUGUGCGCAUUUCUGCUUUUAACCGUAAAAUUCAAGAGUGAAGAGCAUCUAAUUUCUACAACGUCACUACUGAAAUCCUGAAACAUUCAAGUCGCGAAAAUGAAGGGGAUGAUCACGAACUAUAACAACUCUUCAUCGUUUCACAGAUUAUUCUUGUCAAUACCAUAAUAAAUUAUCGAGAAGAGUUAGAGAGUAUUGUAUACCGAGAUUGAAGUGCUAAGGGUAAGAUCGACGCACAUGGCAAGUCACUGCAAAGGGUCUUUAUCACAAGUCUCUCCGCGUGUUUUGUUGACAACAUGUCGCUUUGCUUGAUUUUAUUACCAUCAUGAACACUAGGUAACGAUAAAAAAUCUCAAAAAUUUAAGGUAGUUCCUGUAAGAAAAACUUAUGGUUCCAUUGGUCAUGCGUAUGACAAGAAUCGUUUGAGCCCACAAACACCAGGUUUUAUUGUUUCUUCCUCCAGCGUGACUUAUUUUACCAUGCGUGAAAGAUUGUGUCACACAUAACAUUGUCAAACCUUUUUCAGCUUUUUCAUGCUUACACAUAGUAUUAUUAUAAUGGCAGGAAUUUCUCAAAAAGGAACAAGAGCGUAAAGAAGCAGAAUUGUUAGCGGAGAAACAAGAAGCGUUACAAAAAAGAAGAGAAGAGAAACGCAUCGCUAGAGAGGUGAGAAACUCGUUAUCUAUUCAAUAUCUAUUUUCUCCCAACACGAAUCAGCCGAUGAUCAUCAUCCUUGAUGCACUGCGGGAGUUUCGGACUUUGUAAAGGAUAACCUAAACGCUUUUGUACGUGAAUUUGUUAUUUGAACAUCGAGGUGCGAUAUACAGAGUUCUAUUGUCUCUUUUUCACAGCGAGAGCUCGAGAAACAACGGCAGUCAGAACAAAACCGACAGCAGAUUUCCCUAGCAACCCAGCACUACGCUUGUGUCCUCCUGAAAAAGUACGGCUUGUCACCGUGGAGACAUCUAGUGGAGACGACGCGGGAAAAUAUGUCACGUGCAGUAUUGCAUCAUAAUAGACUGUUGCUUACAAGAUGUUUCCAUCCGUGGCUGGAUUUCACAAGAAGAGCGAAUGAAAAUAGACUUGAGGCAUCAGAAGCGUUGCACCAAAAUAUUUUGUUGCGACGAAUGUGGAGACAGUGGAGAAAGGUCAGAAAACAACAACCCCAAUCACAACCAGAUUACUCUAGAUAGCGUGCGGGAAGACGCUCAUUAUUAGCGCUUCGGGACGAGUGUUUCUCCGCACGAGGGAAAGUAUGAAGCCUUGAGCAAGGUCAGCGGGCGAGAAAUCUGCAAGGGGUUAACCCUUUUACUCCCAGAAGUGAUUAACGCGUAACUUCUUUGCCUUUGAUAUCCAUACAUUAUCCAGCAUACAGGUAAUGAGAAUACUCAAACUCGUUGGGUAGGAGUUCUUUACUUGUUAAAACACCAAAUUCUCAUAACUAAUUUCCAAGGAAAUCUGUAGCAGUUAAAGGGGAGAAUUAUCAAUUAGAUCUUGGGAGUUCAAAGGAGAAGCACUGAUAAUUAAUGCAAGACACUCGGCAAACCUCUCCCGGACACUUAUGAAAACUUCCCGUGGGCGGAGAAACUCGCGUCCUGCAGCGUUAUUAAUGAAGGCCUGCUCGCCAGACUUCACUCGAUUUUUUCCCCGUUCCAGGAAGUUUGCUUGAUUUUACUUUAAAUUCUAGUUGGUAAUUUUUUUUCUGAUUGGCUGAUGAGGUAACCUUGGUUGUGGUUGAACAAGCAAGCGAGAUAUGUAUAACCGGCGCAAUGUGACAACUAUUUUUUUGGAGUCGAGUAUCGUGCUCUUUUUUUUCUUAGUUAAAACUCUGGGUUCGACUGUUUAGUUUGAAUUACAUCCUACUGUCGUUGGACACUUUGGUCAGGAAUCCAAUAAAAUUACUGUUGUGUAUGUUGCAGUUUGGCCAGCAUGCUGUCAGACUGCAGUUGGUCGCCGAAGAUUAUUGUUCCUCGUACCUUGUGAAAAAAUACUUCAGACUCUGGCAGGACUACGUUACCGAGCAACAGAUCCUGUUAUGGGAGAAAGAGAGGGCAGCCGAGGAACACAAUGAAUGGUAAAAGCAAAUAGAAUGUCUUUCAUUGGUUUCGGAAAGAAUUUUUGAUUAGUUUUGUGUCCUUUUUCAGUUUGGUAUUUGUUGAUCACUGUUGUAGUGGUCACGUGUUGUAUUUUUUAACGUGCGUGGAAACAGAUCGAUGCCUUCCCGCCUUUUUUCUUGGCGCGUGUGGCAGCGUAGGAUUGUUUUCCCGCGCUUUCCUCAAGCGCCAGUGGCAAUGUCUUUGUUUUGAGUAGAUGUUUCGGUUACAUUCAUAGGCGAUUGAAGAAACUCGCGAUGAUCAACUGGAAAAAGUACAUACCAAUGUUGCGAUCAGAACGAGAAAAGGAAGUCAGGAGGGCGGACUUGAGGAAAAGAGUUCACUCAUGGCUGCCUGAUUUUCAGUCGUUAACGGAAACAUCACCCUGAUCAUCCUAAGAGCGCCGCGUGACCUCUCCCCAGACUUCCACAUCUUUGUUCACGCAAAACUAGGACCAAGAAUUUUUCCUGAUCGUCUGGCUGCAGGGCGAGAACUUGGAUUCAAAAUCUCGCUCGAAUUCUUUCUUAGAAGUAUUUUUAUUUACAAACAAUACAUCUCGAUUACGUUUGUCCAUGAGAACAAUAGAAUACCCGACAAAUGCGUACAACAAAUCCUUUUACGCAUUCAUAAUAAAUCAAAUUACAUUUACCUAUGGUGAAAGGAAAAAGAAACAGCCUAACUUUUGCGGAAUGUUCAGUAAAAAUCUGCCGAUUUCUACCGCUUUCAUCGCAAUAUUGAAAAUGAAGCUACCACAAUGCAACGCAAUCGGAGUGCAUACACCGCUUGGUUAAAAAAAGUUGAAAGUUUUCUUUGGCCUCAAAUAUCAUCCAACUUCGGUAGUUUCUUCGGAGGCUUUAUCUCGAUUUAAAAUGCAAAAGGAAUGCAUUCAUUUCGGCCAAAGACGUAAACGGUUAACUCAAAAUACAUGUAAUGCCUCGGCAGAACCUCGUUUGCGAGCUGAAUGCGAGUAGAGGUUUGGGGAAGAAAUUAAACGAACACGAAAGAUCGCCGUCCAGAACCUCGUUCAGUUAGGAAUGAUGUGAUAAAUGACUUGACGGAAAAGAAUUCUGAUGUGUGCGAUAGAAAUUGAAAGAAAUACAUAGGCGGCAAAGAAGGUUUAACGUUUUUAACCCCACCUAGACCUACCAAACUUGACUAAAAUCGACGAAUUAACUGGUAUUUUAACCGACACUGGACAUGAUGAUUUCUUUCAAGCUACCUUCUCUGAAGGUUAAAUUCCGACAUUCUCUGAGUUAGCGGAAGGGCUAUGUACUAACGCUCCAGCCUCGAGCGGAAUUCCAACCGUAAUGUGAAAAAUAUGAAUUUGGAAAGUCCAUUACAAAAGCUUAAAUGAAAUUAAUUUUGUUCCUUCCACUGAAGGAAAGAUAAGGAGAGACGGUUAUGCGGAUAUAGCGGC
Messenger RNA from Pocillopora meandrina, 10154 nucleotides. The record is from the annotation of a GenBank genome assembly. Lineage: Eukaryota; Metazoa; Cnidaria; Anthozoa; Scleractinia; Pocilloporidae.